Messenger RNA from Lactuca virosa, 686 nucleotides. NCBI's taxonomy places the organism in Eukaryota, Viridiplantae, Streptophyta, Magnoliopsida, Asterales, Asteraceae. The record is from the annotation of a GenBank genome assembly.
AUGAAGCGAGGGCAGCAAUGGCUGCUUGAGCAGAUCUUGUGCUCUUCUGUCUCAGAAGAAGGAUGCGAAGGAAGGGGGAUCGGUGUGGCUAGGGUUUUCGAAGGGAAGGAGGCCAGAAAAGAGUUCAGACGAGAAGCAGGACGUCGCAGGUGGUCCAGUGGUGUUUGCUUUGACGGGAGAAGAAGAGAUGUGCGAGAGGUGAGGCUGCUGUCUCGAUGGCUCACUGAAGCACCACUACAGCCAGUGGUUCAUGACAGAGGACGAAGAAACAGAGCUCGCCGUUGUAGUCUUGGAAAGGCCACCUGUGUUUCUCUACCCCCAUCAAAUCAUCAAUCAUCAAUCAUCAUCGUCUGUAACUCUCUGAUUGAAGAUGGGAAACAUAUCUGCAAAGGAAAAGGGAAAGGAAAGAGAAGAAGUAGUGAUAAAGAUUGUGCCUCCAUUGGACUCUGCAUAUGUUCGUUGGCUUGCCAAAGAUUUGGAGAGGAUUCAUGGGUAUGUUCCUUCAAAACCUCGUGCCAUUAAACCACCAGAUCAUUACAUCGAUUACAUGAGGAUGAAUGGAUGGUUAGAUCUUGACCUAAAUGAUCCUGCCCUCGCCCAUUUAUUCAAAUAGCAACGUGUUAAAGUGUUCUUGUUUAUCAUCCAUAAUAGCAUUGUAUGAUUGUACUUAUAUUUCAAAUUAUCCG